UUUGGUUGCGCUGCAUGAGGGCCAAAGUGUAGAGGAGAGCUAGUAAUAUUAGAAGAGAAAUGGGGAGUUCUCAUGAGCUUGCAAGAAAUGGUCAUAAAGAUGUUUCACUUCAAGAACUUAGUGAUCGGCUUGCUGAGUUUGCUCAAGUAAGAGGAUGGGAACAAUAUCACAGCCCCAGAAAUCUCCUUCUAGCACUAGUGGGAGAGGUUGGAGAACUGUCUGAAAUUUUCCAGUGGAAAGGUGAAGUUGCAAGAGGGCUGCCUGACUGGACUUCUGAUGACAAAGAGCAUUUGGAAGAGGAGCUCUCUGAUGUUCUGCUCUACCUGAUUCAACUGGCAGACGUUUGCGGACUUGAUCUUGGACAAGCAGCUCUCACCAAGAUUGUCAAGAAUGCAAGAAAAUACCCCGUUGCCAAGCAAACAGCAGCUUCCACCAACUAGCUAACAGCUCUAUAUGUUUGGAUCCUCUCUUUUUUUUUUUUUUUUUUUUUUUUGGGUAAUGCUAGGGAGAUUAAAAUUUUAAACCAAAUUUGCAAGUCAAAUGAUGUGUCACCAAUAUGAAAUAAGCACGUGAUCAAUGCUUAAGUAGUAAUCCAAUUGUCAACAAUCACAUCCUUUGAUAUGCAAAUUUGGUUUAAAAAAUUUGGUCUCCCUACCAUUAUCCUUUUUUUCUAUAUGUAUUUUGGUAAACUCUUGCUGCUUAUAUUUUCUAGCGUUAGAUUGUCAACUAUGAUCGAAGUUUUGUUUUUGGAGGAAUCUACUUCCUUAUCCUUCUUAAUAAUAACUGAGCUGGACUUACUUUUUAUACAAACUA
Messenger RNA from Malus domestica (apple), 813 nucleotides. RefSeq lists its product as uncharacterized. The record is from RefSeq and is a predicted model, not a curated record. Gene Ontology annotation, molecular function: nucleoside triphosphate diphosphatase activity. Gene Ontology annotation, biological process: nucleoside triphosphate catabolic process. NCBI's taxonomy places the organism in Eukaryota, Viridiplantae, Streptophyta, Magnoliopsida, Rosales, Rosaceae.